UUCAGUGUUGAAUUUAUAAUCAUACAAUAUUUACUCCAUGGCCAAGUAUUUUGCCAGCUUCGAUGAUGAAAACACAUAUGCUUACAAUGAGUAUGGAGAGUACGAUGACUACUAUCAAGAGUUUGACCACGACAGACACAGCAUGCAUGAUAUUGACCAAGAUGGCUUCCAGAGGCCUUACCACACAGAAUUCGCACAUAUGACUCAGCCACUCACAGAAACUCAGAAACAGGCGCCUUUUCAAAGCCAAGACAAGCUUGCUGGGUUCCACACUGAAGCCAUCGACACCAGUCUGAAAGCACAAACUCCAUACAGAAUCUACAGGAGAACAGUGGCGCCCAAAGUCAAAAUGGCGAGACCCAACUUGACUAGCAAAGAGCGACAGACCAUCAUCAGAGAAAUGUGGAAGCACCUCAGCUCUAAAGAGAAGUACCUUUAUGUUCUUAGAAGCAGAUGGGAAACCGAGAAAGCCAAAUUCAAAGCCAAAACUCUAGAAUUGAAGAGCGAAUUCGUGACCCACAUGAAGACUCUGGACCCCACAGGCAAAGACACCGAGAUUCUGAAGGAGUUCGAGCUGAUCAAGGAGGAAGACUCCGAAGACGAAGAAGACAAAGAAGAGUCUUCGGAAGAAGGAACAGUUCACUAAUUAGUGUGAGUGCAGUCAUGUUUAUGCAGA
Molecule: messenger RNA, 676 nt
Organism: Moneuplotes crassus
Lineage: Eukaryota; Ciliophora; Spirotrichea; Euplotida; Euplotidae
Source: the annotation of a GenBank genome assembly